AUGUGGGAAACUUCGAUUGAACUCAAUUUCUUGGAACAAAUUCUGCCCUUGGAUGAUGAUAUGGUUACCCAAGUGGCAGUAGAGAAACAAUUAGAGUACGGUGUUGGGAAUGUGAUAACAAGUAGUGGGGAUGUCUAUAGGUUUGGAAUACUAUUGUUGGAGGUGAUGACAGGAAAAGGCCAACAAAUGACAUCUUUAACAAAGGCCUUAGAUUAA
Lactuca virosa is the source of this 216-nucleotide messenger RNA. The record is from the annotation of a GenBank genome assembly. Lineage: Eukaryota; Viridiplantae; Streptophyta; Magnoliopsida; Asterales; Asteraceae.